Messenger RNA from Phytophthora infestans T30-4, 741 nucleotides. RefSeq names its product M96 mating-specific protein, putative. The coding region runs from base 1 to 741 and encodes 246 amino acids. The transcript has a single exon. NCBI's taxonomy places the organism in Eukaryota, Oomycota, Peronosporomycetes, Peronosporales, Peronosporaceae. The record is from RefSeq and is a predicted model, not a curated record.
AUGCACUCCAAAUUUGUCGCCAUAGUGGGCCUGUGUGUCGCUGCUUCUAUUCUGCAUGCGACUGACGCUGCUAAUAGAAUGCCCCCACGUCGUCAACUCGGGUCGUACGAGGACUACGACCACCACCAGCACAAGCACGACCACGACCACAAGAAACACUACCACCACGACAAGAAGGACCACCCGCACUACUACCGUCGUCGCCUGGAAGGUAAGGACCCCAAGGCUACCGAUUAUAAGGACACUAGGGCUAGCGAGUCUUCAGACUACAGCUACGGCAAAGACGAUUAUGCUCACAACCACGACCACCACGGAUAUGCUCGUGAUGACUAUGGUCACGAUGACUGUGGCCGAGAUAGCUACGCCCACGAUGUUUAUAAGCACAGGGACUACAAGCACAAAGGCAACGGAUACGGUAGCGGCGACGACUACAAGGGAUAUGGUAGCGGCUACAGCUACAGCUAUAAGAGCUAUGGAGGCGACUGCGAUGAUUACUACGGCCACGGCAAUGACUACUACAAUUCUGGCAAGGGUUACGGUGGCGACUACUACCCGGAUUACUACUCGUCAUAUGGUGUUGGCAACGGAUACGGCUACUACCCCGAAUACUACUCGUCGUACGAUGGUGGGUAUGGCAAUGGAAAUGGAGACUACCCGGACUACUCUUCUUCUUACGGCUACCCCAGUUACGGCGGCUACGGCUACUCACGUCUACGGGUACCCGGGCUACUUUGGUUAUGA